Messenger RNA from Soboliphyme baturini, 678 nucleotides. NCBI's taxonomy places the organism in Eukaryota, Metazoa, Nematoda, Enoplea, Dioctophymatida, Soboliphymatidae. The record is from the annotation of a GenBank genome assembly.
AUGUCAUUGCGACACUGUAUUCUGUGGUACUGUCUUGCCAUCGUCUUUCACCCAAUUUGCAUCGACAUGGAGAUUGUGAUGUCGCUCGACCGUUUCGUGGCGAUCUCCCACCCUCUCUUGUAUCGCAGAUGCAACAGAAAGUUUUGCCUCGCUCUGCUGGUAGUUAUUUCUGUGCUACAUGGAGUGACCGAUUUAUUAUGUCGAAUUCUUCUUUCUCACCAUUCGGCCAAAAUUCCGAUCUGUCUUCUGUUCUAUACAGGCCCUGAGGAAGUGAUCGAUGCAGCGAAUGGCUUGUUUUAUAUCGCAGCGAUAGUUGUGUUGAUCCUCAAUUUGUACGUGAUUUUCCUUGCAUUGCGACAGCGUCGUCGAGUAAGGCAGCAGCAGGACGGCAGCGGCUCAGCGAACCGCCAAUCAUGGGAUAUUCGAAUCGCGCGUACUCUGACGUUCUGCAUCGCAUCAGAUACCAUAACGCGUGUCAUCUGUCAGAUUUUGAGACAAUAUGCUCGACAUUCGAACGACGCUGUCAGGCGACGGAACUUAGGUUUGUCUGCAGAGCUACUAGAUUUUUCAGCACUGGCAACGUUUGUAAUUCUAACAGUCCGAUCGAGCAAUCUUCGAAAUGUUAUGCUGAAGCCGCUUAAAUCUGUCAAAAUGUUCGUAAUUGAAAUCGUACAGUGA